Exophiala spinifera is the source of this 1089-nucleotide messenger RNA. RefSeq lists its product as uncharacterized. Gene Ontology annotation, molecular function: oxidoreductase activity. The record is from RefSeq and is a predicted model, not a curated record. The transcript has 2 exons. Bases 1 to 1089 code for a protein of 362 amino acids. Lineage: Eukaryota; Fungi; Ascomycota; Eurotiomycetes; Chaetothyriales; Herpotrichiellaceae.
AUGCCAAAGUCAAUUUCCAUCUCCAAGGUAGAAGGCAAGCCGGGCCAGGUUUACUAUCCAUUGUCGCUUGACGAUGUUGCUAAACCUACGCCGAAGGGCAAAGAGGUCCUUAUCCAAAUGCACGCCGCGGCGCUGAACCAUCGAGACCUCUACGUCCGACAGCAUCUUUACCCCGGCACAACCUUCGGCGUGACGUUGCUGGCAGACGGAUGCGGAACGGUCGUUGCUGUAGGUAGCGACGCUGAUCCAAAUUGGAAAGGCAAGAGAGUCAUUGUGAACCCAGGCUUAGGCUGGAAUGACAGCCCUGAGGGCCCUGAAGAUCAGGGCGGCUACAGAAUCCUGGGCGGCACAAAAGUCAAUGUAAACGGCACGUUGCAGGAAUACAUGAUCAUAGAUGAGGCUGAGGUCGAGGAAGCGCCGUCCCACCUUUCCGAUGUCGAAGCUGCCGCGAUUCCCCUGACUGGCCUUACUGCGUGGCGAGCGGUCAUGACCAAAUGUGGGCCUCGAAACAUCGGGCCAGGCAAGAACAUCCUCGUUACAGGUAUUGGUGGCGGUGUGGCCUUGUUCGCCCUCGAAUUCGCACGAGCCGCCGGCACCAAUGUCUAUGUUAGCAGCAGUAGCGAAGAGAAGCUACAGAAGGCCAUCAAUCUCGGAGCAACAGGCGGUGUCAACUACAAGGAGGAGGGUUGGGAAAAGAAACUGUUGGCUAUGUUGCCUGCAGAUAACAAGCAACUCGAUGCCAUUGUUGACGGGGCUGGUGGUGACAUCGUCGACAAGAGCGUGACGUUGCUCAAGCCCGGUGGUAUCAUCGCGAUUUAUGGCAUGACCACGGGCCCUAAGAUGCCGUGGCUGAUGAAGGCUGUGCUCAAGAAUAUCGAGGUCCGAGGGACAACCAUGGGGUCGAGAAAGGAGUUCAAAGAUAUGGUGGACUUCGUCAAGGCGAACAAGGCAAAGCCUGUAGUCUCGCGGACCGUCCAGGGGUUCGAUCUCGAUGCUAUCAACGGCCUGUUCGAGGACAUGAAAAAGGCUAGCCAGUUUGGCAAAUUGGUGAUUGAGCUCUCCAAGGAAAGUGCCGACAGCAAGUUGUGA